Nerophis ophidion (straightnose pipefish) is the source of this 2082-nucleotide messenger RNA. Its product is annotated as high mobility group nucleosome-binding domain-containing protein 5-like. Lineage: Eukaryota; Metazoa; Chordata; Actinopteri; Syngnathiformes; Syngnathidae. The transcript has a single exon. Bases 1 to 2082 code for a protein of 693 amino acids. The record is from RefSeq and is a predicted model, not a curated record.
AUGAGGAGGAACGUGGAAGAACAUGUGGAGGAACAUGAGGAGGAACAUGUGAAGGAACAUGAGGAGGAACAAGAGGAGGAACAUGAGGAGGAACAAAUGGAUGGUUAUGAGGAGGAACAUGAGGAGGAACAUGUGGAGGAACAUGAGGAGGAACAAAUGGAGGAACAUGAAGAGGAUCAUGAGGAGGAACAAAUGGAGGGUUAUGAGGAGGAACAUGUGGAGGAACAGGAGGAGGAAAAAAUGGAGGAUUAUUGGGAGGAACAUGUGGAGGAACAAAUGGAAGAUUGUGAGGAGGAACAUGUGGAUGAACAUGAGGAGGAACAUGUGGAGGAACAUGAGGAGGAACAAAUGGAGGAUUGUGAGGAGGAACAUGUGGAGGAACAUGAGGAGGAACAUGUGGAGGAACAUGAGGACGAACAUGAGGAGGAACAUGUGGAGGAACAUGUGGAGGAACAUGAGGAGGAUCAUGAAGAGGAAGGUGUGGAGGAACAUGAGGAGGAACAUAUGGAGGAACAUGAGGAGGAUUAUUGGGAGGAACAUGUGGAGGAACAUGAGGAGGAACAUGUGGAGGAACAUGAGGAGGAUCAUGAAGAGGAAGGUGUGGAGGAACAUGAGGAGGAACAUAUGGAGGAACAUGAGGAGGAUUAUUGGGAGGAACAUGUGGAGGAACAUGAGGAGGAACAUGUGGAGGAACAUAUGGAGGAACAUGAGGAGGAUUAUUGGGAGGAACAUGUGGAGGAACAUGUGGAGGAUUAUUGGGAGGAACAUGUGGAGGAACAUUUGGAGGAACAUGUGGAGGAAUAUGAGGAGGAACAUGAGGAGGAACAUGAGGAGGAACAUGUGGAGGAACAUGUAGAGGAACAUGUGGAGGAACAUGAGGAGGAACAUGUGGAGGAACAUGUGGAGGAACAUAAGGAGGAACAUAUGGAGGAACAUGAGGAGGAUUAUUGGGAGGAACAUGUGGAGGAACAUGAGGAGGAACAUGUGGAGGAACAUGAGGAGGAACAUGAGGAGGAACAUGUGGAGGAACAUGUGGAGGAACAUGUGGAGGAACAUGAGGAGGAACAUGUGGAGGAACAUGAGGAGGAACAUGUGGAGGAUCAUGAGGAGGAACAUAAGGAGGAACAUGAGGAGGAACAUGUGGAGGAACAUGUGGAGGAACAUGAGGAGGAACAUGUGGAGGAUCAUGAGGAGGAACAUAAGGAGGAACAUGAGGAGGAACAUGAGGAGGAACAUGUGGAGGAACAUGAGGAGGAACAUGUGGAGGAACAUGUAGAGGAACAUAAGGAGGAACAUGUAGAGGAACAUGUGGAGGAACAUGAGGAGGAACAUGUGGAGGAACAUGAGGAGGAACAAAUGGAGGAUUGUGAGGAGGAACAUGUGGAGGAACAUGAGGAGGAACAUGUGGAGGAACAUGAGGACGAACAUGAGGAGGAACAUGUGGAGGAACAUGAGGAGGAUCAUGAAGAGGAAGGUGUGGAGGAACAUGAGGAGGAACAUAUGGAGGAACAUGAGGAGGAUUAUUGGGAGGAACAUGUGGAGGAACAUGUGGAGGAUUAUUGGGAGGAACAUGUGGAGGAACAUGAGGAGGAACACGUGGAGGAACAUGUGGAGGAACACAUGGAGGAUCAUAUGGAGGAACAAAUGGAGGAUUAUUGGGAGGAACAUAAGGAGGAACAAGAGGAGGAACAAAUGGGGGAUUAUUGGGAGGAACAUAAGGAGGAACAUGUGGAGGAACAUGAGGAGGAACAUGUGGAGGAACAUAUGGAGGAACAUGAGGAGGAUUAUUGGGAGGAACAUAAGGAGGAACAUGAGGAGGAACAUAAGGAGGAACAUGAGGAGGAACAAAUGGAGGAUUAUUGGGAGGAACAUAAGGAGGAACAUGAGGAGGAACAAAUGGAGGAUUAUUGGGAGGAACAUAAGGAGGAACAUGAGGAGGAACAUGAGGAGGAACAAAUGGAGGAUUAUUGGGAGGAACAUAAGGAGGAACAUAAGGAGGAACAUGAGGAGGAACAUGUGGAGGAUUGUCUCCCUUUACUGCAGCAGCAUGUGUGUGUUGGAGCAGCCAGAAUCCUUGGCUAA